UCGUCGAAUAGCAUGGGGAAGCCCGUCUCCAGGCGGCCGCAUAUUUAUGAUUGAAACCGAGAUCGAACUGCAGCGCACACCUAGCCCUGGGCAUCAUUCCAAACGCUGGCGAGACGAAACUGACCCAGCGACCCGACCGAAGAGCGAGCGAUAAAUCCCGUGCCCGAAAGCCUGCCAACCGACCAACAGCGUUACGAGUUGGACUCGUCAUCGAGUCUCGAUCACCGUCUAUCUAGGACAUCUCACGACAAGACACGCACAUACACACAAGCCACGAUGGCUUCGUCGUCGACUCCGGCAACGCCGCUCCUAUACUCGUGCAUAGCGCACAACAGCACGAUCCUCGCCGAGUGCACGACGUCGGCGUCGUCGCAGACGUCGUCGCUGGCGUCGCUGGUGCUGCCCAAGAUCAGCCACGCGUCGGCGCAGAAGCUGACGUACACGCACGGGGCGCACCACAUCCACUACGUGGCCGAGUCGCCCGCCGAGCACGGCCCGCACGCGGCCAGCGCGGGCGGGCUGACGUUCCUCGUCGUCGCCGACUCGUCGGUCGGCCGGAGCGUGCCGUUCGGCUACCUGUUCGAGAUACGCCGGCGCUUCCUCGAGGAGUACCCGCCCGACACGACCGACUUUGCCGACCAGCCAAACUACGGCGCCGCGUCCUUCAACGGCGAGCUGCGCCGCCUCAUGGUCGAGUUCGGCACCACGCGCUCGGGCCGCGACGACGCCGUCCACAACGUCCAGCGCGAGAUCGACGACGUGCGCGGCAUCAUGACGCGCAACAUCGAGGGCCUGCUCGAGCGGGGCGAGCGCAUCGACCUGCUCGUCGACAAGACGGACCGCCUCGGCGGCUCCGCCCGCGAGUUCCGCGUUCGCAGCCGCGGGCUCAAGCGCCAGAUGUGGUGGAAGAACGUCAAGCUCAUGGGGCUACUCGGCCUUGUCGUGGUCUUGAUCCUGUUGACCAUCAUCAUCGCCGUCAAGCACUCGUGAGGGUUCGGUGGCUGGGCUAUCUAGUGACCCUUGGCCUAUUCUGUCAUCUCAAUUCUUUUCUUCCCGUCCUCGCUUUGAUCUGCUUCCUUGCUCUUGUAUUAUGUGACGGGUUUUGUUGGCCCCCACUCAGGUUGGCGUUUUUUUGGCACCUACUGCGAUGCCCCCAUUUGGCACGAUAUGGCAGCAACACGUUUUCUUUGUUAUGGGUGUGGCGACCAGAGGCGAAACAGACCCUUCAGUGGGUGUCAGGAUUUAGUUCCCUCUUGAAGCCAGUAUACAAUUAUACACGAUGUACGACUCCGUCGUGUGAGCCCCAUCCACUCAGGCAUGCCCAGCUCCCGCUGUGCUCCCCAUUGGGUAUUCGAAUGAACAAGACGUGAAUUGAAGGAUUUCCGA
Messenger RNA from Gaeumannomyces tritici R3-111a-1, 1386 nucleotides. Its product is annotated as vesicle-associated membrane protein 725. The record is from RefSeq and is a predicted model, not a curated record. The coding region runs from base 277 to 990 and encodes 237 amino acids. The transcript has 2 exons. Gene Ontology annotation, cellular component: membrane. Gene Ontology annotation, biological process: vesicle-mediated transport. NCBI's taxonomy places the organism in Eukaryota, Fungi, Ascomycota, Sordariomycetes, Magnaporthales, Magnaporthaceae.